AUGAGUCUUGGCUUCGGUGUCGGCGAUUUUUUGGCCGUCGUGAAGCUCGCAAAUGAUUUGCGGAAACAGUUUCGAGAUGCUCCUGAUCAGUAUGAAGAUGUUUCAAAUGACGUCAAGAAACUUUCCAAUGUGUUAAGAGUCAUCCAGGAUCACGAUUCUGACUUGAGUGAUCAACAAAAGAUAGAUUUAGAGACGAUUUCUCGAAGCUGUCGGUGUAUUCUGGAGAAACUGCACGAAAUGGUUGACAAAUAUGCGCCAGUGGUGUCUGCCGAUCGUAAUGCCAAAAGCAACAUCCGGCGAGCAUGGGCGAAAAUUAACUGGGAUUCAAAAAAAGCCACUGACUUUCAUGAAAAGCUAGUCGUGGAGAUAAAUUACUUCAACUUCUUCCUCGCUGAGACUACUCUCCAGGUGGCUCGGGAAAUAAAAAGCAUGGUAGCUUCACAUAUGGACGGAGUCAGGAUGUUAGUUGAGGAUGGAGAUGAAAAGAAGCGGUGGAAUAUGUUGAAUUGGUUGUCUUCAGAUAAUCCUGAAGCCAAAUGCGUCAACAUCUUGAAUCGCCGAGAGGACGGAACUGGCCAGUGGUUCCUGGAAACAGAGGAAUUCCGGAAGUGGCUCCACCAAGAAUGCAACACGCCUCAAGACCAGCGUACUUUAUUUUGCCAUGGAUAUGAGGGAGCUGGCAAGACUUUCAUAUCGGCAAUUGUGAUCGAAGAGCUUCGACGGCUCCUCGAAUCCGAUGAUACUGUCAGAAUUGCAUUCUAUUUCUGUGAAUUUUUUCAAGAACCGACAGUCAAGAGGAUUCUCUCAAGUUUGUUGAAACAGCUACUUCAAGAAAGGACAUCACAGAUAAGCGGCCUGAAAUCUCUCUAUGAUGCGUUGCAGAAAAAGCAAAGAUGCCCUACAGCGGAUGAAAUUUUAGGUCUUCUUGAUUCAGCCAUCUCACCUCUCUCAAGAGUCUUCGUUGUUGUUGAUGCACUAGACGAAUGCCGACUUUCUGGCAAAUCUAAGGACAGUUUUGAAGAAGUUUUGAAGAAAAUCUUUUCUCUACAGAAAAAGCACAACCUGGGCCUCCUUGUCACUUCUAGGUCAAUUCCGGUCAUUGCUGAGCUUUUCCAGGACAACCCAUGGAUGAAGAUACAUGCACAUGAGGAGGAUAUCACGAGGUGCUUGGAAAGCGGAUUGAGAGGAUUUUCGGCUAUCAGAAAAAAACCCAACCUUCAGUCGGAAAUUAUUUCCACCAUUACAGACUCAGCAAAAGGGAUGUUUCUUCUUGCUGGACUUCAACUUGAUUCCAUUCAAGAAUACAAAUAUGCAACUGAAAAAAUGAUCCGCGACAAGUUGAAAGUCCUUCCGAGUUCUCUGGAGAAAGCAUACAGAGAAACAAUUGAACGAAUCAAAAGCCAGAGUGAACAUCAGACCAAGAUAGCCAGACUGGUUCUCGCAUGGAUCGUCUGGGCAACAAGACCUUUGAGUCCACUUGAGUUGCAGCAUGCCCUCGCCGCUGCAUUUGAAGAAGAUAGCUUUGAGGAAGACAACCUCUUAAGAAUAGAGGACAUCAUUUCUCUGUGUGCAGGUAUGGUUACUGUUGAUGAGCAAAGCGACAUUGUUCGACUAGCACAUAAAACAAUGUAUGAGUUCCUUAAGAAUAACUGGAACGAGUUCUUCUUUCUCGACACUCAUGCCGAAAUUGCGACUACGUGUAUUUCAUAUAUGUUGCAUGAGGCACUUCAAGAUGGGUUCACUACCUCGCAUAGUCAAUUCGAGAGAUAUCUUCAACGAUGCUCGCUUUUUGAGUACUCAGCCAAAAAUUGGGGCUACCAUGCUCGGAUGUCCUACUCAAAAGUAAAGGAACAGGUGCACGUUUUUGUCCAAAGCGAGCACGCCCUGCCUCAGUCCCUCCGAGUGCUUUUUGCUGAUCAUUACUUCUGGCGAAUCAGGAAAGGGCACUCAGUUACGGUCUCUCCACUACAUCCUGCAGCAUACUUCGGCCUUAAAGAAUGUCUUCUUUACUUUCUCGCCAGUAAUGCUACCCUUGAUGCAAAGGAUGAUGAGGAUCAGACUGCAUUACACUGGGCCGCAAGAAAUGGACAGGUGGAAGUAGCUGAACUGCUGCUGAAUUAUGGUAUUGAUGUCAAUUGGGCGGACAAGAAUGGAAAAACAGCUUUGCAUUACGCUGCCGAACAGGACAACACGCACUUGAUAAAAAUCCUUGUCCAAUAUAAGGCAGAUAUGGAGUAUACAGACAUUGAUGGUCAGACACCUCUUCUCACCGCGGUGCAGAAUGUGAAGCUUGAGCCAGCUCAGGAACUCGUUAGUCUUGGAGCUUCAAUAGAGGCUAUGGAUUCCAUGCAUCGCAAUGCGCUGCAUUUAUCAGCCAUUGGGGGAAGUCGCAGCAUUCAUAUGACCAGGUUUCUUCUAGAGAAGGGCGCUUGCUUUGAGAUAUGCGACGUGAAAAACAUGCUACCGAUACAUUAUGCUAUUGGACAAGGAUCCCAGGAGACAGCCGAAGCCUUAAUCCAUGCAGGGGCAUGUGUCAACGCUGGUAUUGAGAGAAAAAGGUGGAUCCGAACAAAAGAAGCUGGCCCGUGGGUUAAUAAGCCUUCUCCUGAAAAACAGAAACUUCCUGCAGCAAAAGUUGUCGAUGGCUUAACUCCACUGCACUGGGCAGCACUCAUAGGUCACCCGGCAAUGACAAAAUAUCUUCUCUCCAAAGGGGCCGACCCUAACAGAAGUUGCCAUGACGGAGACACACCAUUGCACCUUGCCAUCCGAGAAGAUAUAACUCGGGAUUAUGAAGACGCGUGGAACGAAUUACAAUGGCGAAUUGAAGUUGUUAUUGACAUUGUUGAUGACCCUGGCAGUGAAGAAUUUGAUGAAGCGCGUCGAUAUGCAUCCGAAAUACGUUCGGCAGUUAUCGAUAUUCUUCUUUCGCACAGUGGCAUCAAUGUGGAUAUGCAGAACAAGCAAUUACAAACACCAUUGCAUUUGAUUGCCUGUGACAAUCGUAACUCAAUUAUGCCUUUCUCAAGAUUGAUGAGCAAGAAACCCGACACUACCAUCCGCAAUUAUAAAGGACAAACGCCCCUACAUCUUGCUAGUGGUGCGGGAGAGUCUAGGAUGGUUAGAGAUCUACUCACUGCAGGGGCAUUGGAUGAUGCUCUAGAUUCUGAAGGACUGACGCCACUUCAACAUAGUGUCCGCUCUGACAAGUCUUCUACAGCGGUUAUCGGACUUUUAUUAGACCAUUCUGACAAAAUCCGAUCAAAUAUAUGCCACGAGACAGAUCAGGAGGGGAAUAAUUUGCUACACAACCAUGUUCAGUCAAAGGCAUGCUCGCAAAAGUCAAUUAUCAUGCUCCUGAACCGUGGAGCUGAUGUAAAUGAAAUUAACACGAAAGGAGACUCUCCACUCAGCCUCUAUUUGCGAACACCUGGAUUGGUAUUGAAUCGGGCCUCAAUCUGUCGAUUUCUAUUAGAGAAAGGCGCUUCAAAUUUGUGGUCUGAUGAGUCAGGAAGGAACCUUGCUCAUAUAUCGAUGCUUGCCGAUCCUUGGCAGCCGUUUGACGAAGUCCUUUUGACCCUCAAAGCUUUCGAUGUUGAUAUCACAGCGAAAGAUUCGAAUAACCGGAGCAUACUUCAUCAUGGAGCGAGGAAUGGGUCACUAAGCCAAGGAAUCAUUAAUCUGUUGCGAGACAGCGGGUCACUGAGCCUGGGUGAUCAGGACAAAUUCGGUAAAACGCCUCUUGCGUACGCAGAAGAGGCUAUGCUGCAUCAGGAUAAGGGUCGGCUCAGUGGCAGAUGGGAAUCAUCUCUUAAUGUUCUACUGAAGGCCAAUGGAGACUGA
Penicillium lagena is the source of this 3843-nucleotide messenger RNA. RefSeq names its product ankyrin repeat domain-containing protein. Lineage: Eukaryota; Fungi; Ascomycota; Eurotiomycetes; Eurotiales; Aspergillaceae. Bases 1 to 3843 code for a protein of 1280 amino acids. The transcript has 4 exons. The record is from RefSeq and is a predicted model, not a curated record. Gene Ontology annotation, molecular function: protein binding.